AUGUCUGGAAGGCCCGAGGAAGGACUUUACGGCAAUGUGGAGAGUCAAUCGUCCAAUGUCUCGCAGGGAGGUCGGAGGAGAACGAGGUCGGACUUUGAGGGUGACACAGAUUAUUCCUCUACGACUCGUAGAAGAUUGGAGGGAAUACGUCGACCGCAGUGGACCAUGAGCAGCACUGUAGAGGAUAUUCUGCUGGAGGGAAGCACUAACAGGGCCAACACGAAGCUGAACGAUUUCCUCCGGAGCAACUUGGGCGAGGAGUGGGUUGUGAAAAGAAAUGGGAACGUCACGAUGGGGAAUUUUGUUCAGAAUCCCGAGACGUUUAUCAAAAAGAAAGGGUUAUUACACACAAUAAAGACAUCGCCGUCAUACCAAGUGCUGGAGGCUAUUAAUAAGCUUCAUCACGAGGGUGUGUAUUUUCUCUGGCAAUGGAGGGAAUAUGAAGGAAGGGAUACGCUCACUCCUCUUGCAAGUGGAAAGCUAAACGGACUACUCGCUGAGAUACAGAAAGAAGAAAGGCGGGAGGCAGACGAAAGAGCGAAGCGGGAGGAGGAAAAAUUAAUACGAGAGGCGGAAGCAAGAGUGAGGCAGGAGGCAGAGGAAAGGGUAAGACGGCGUGAGGCAGAAAUGAAAUUUACCAUGUCCACUAAUAUCGAAGAUGUGCUUUUUCAAGGAGGAGUCCGCGUCAAGGACAUAAAGCUGAAUGAUUUUCUUCUGCUGGAAAUGGAAGGCAAGGGCAUUGUGGACACCAAUCGGAGUGUUUUGCUGGAGGAGUUUUUUAAUGAACCCACGGAGUAUAUCCACGAUGCGAGAGUACUGAACGGAAUGAAGACAACGGUUCGUUAUUUGAAGAUGGGGAGGGCUGUAAUGAAGGAAGUGGAUAUGGAAAAAGUUGCACGCAUGCUUCACGAGAAAGGUGUUGUCUCUCUCGAACAAUGGAGGAACUAUGAAGGAAAGGAUACGGUCAGUCCUCUUGCAAAGGGAACACUAGACGCUGCUCUUUCUCGGGUGCAGACAUCAACGUCCGUGGUUAAAUCAACGGUGCUGGAGGGAUUGUACGAGUCUGUGUACAAUGCGAGUUGGAGCCAUGUCGUGGAAGUUUCUGGUAGCGAGGGGACGGUAAUGAAGGUGGAAGAGGGGAAACCGAAACAGUCAUGGACGUACAAGGAAGUUGGCGAAACCCGCGAAAAGGAUGACAGUGUGCAGCAAUCCGGUGAAGCACCUCCCGUGUUGAUGGUGCUUACCUCGGACAAGGGAUGGCCGUACUCGUGGGAGGAGGAUGAAUUCAUUCGUGACUGCCACGUGAACUGUGAGGUGGAGCGAGCGUGGCGGAUCGUCGAGCAUUAUCUAAACGAAUGGUUCAUCCCUCACGGUGGGACCAACUUGACGCCUGGGCGGCUUUUGUUGAUUGGGACGCCCGGGAUCGGGAAGUCGAUGAAUGCCGGCUCGUACCUCCUUUACCAGCUGCUGCACUACGAUGUCGAGAAACUCCCUGUGGUUCUGUACGUUAUUGGAAAUGAUGCAUUCUUGUUUGAAAAGACCACCAAGACGGUGACAAAAUACAUGGGUGACUUCAGUAUUGACGAUGUUCUUCGUUCCCUUUCUAUCCCCGGGGUGAAUGCGUAUAUUAUCUACGACGUGGCAAAAGGGGGCCGUAAACCGUAUCAGAUUGCUACUACUCGGGGAUGGGGCAUGAUUGUGCUCUCAUCUCCAAACGAGGACAACUUUGACGCAUGGGAGAAAUACAAGUCACCGAAGCGAAUCAUAAUGAAUUGUCCUGAAAAAGACGAUGUGAAGGCGAUGUGCGUUUGGAUGAAGCGCAAUGAUUCAAGUGUACAAGCUGAGUACUGGAGGAAUAUAAAUGGUCGAAUGGAAGAAGUGGGACCAAUUCUUCGCUACAUCUUUGAUGACAGCAAAUACGAUGGUCGGAUUCAAUCGUGCGGAGAUACUGUUGAUAAACUGAACCGCAUCGAUGCCGAAUAUUACCUUCACUUCGGAACUACGCAAUUGUUGGGUGGUGACAAAGUGUCUCACAAACUUGUGAGGAUCGUCCGAGUACGAGGAGUACACAAUAUUGAAUCGACCUUUAAUGGACUGAUGUCUCCUUAUCUCGGAAAUUUAACAUUAUGCAAAUUGGCGGAGUUAAUGGCGCCGAAUGAUUUUAUUUUACUCAUAUUGGCUAUAAAGGACGAUCUCAUAUCAAAAGUCCUUGAAAAGCAUUCCGUGUUUGCAUUUUUGAGCGAGGCCUUUGUAAAUGCAAUAAUACCGAAACUCAAUGAGCUGAAAAUGAAAAAAAAUAAAGAUGCUCCGCCACAUCUCUGUGCGUUGAGAGUGCAUCCAAAUGAGCGCCCUCUCAAGCCCCUUCCUUUACCGUUACUGGAAAAUUUUGAGAAGAAAAUUGAAAUAGAGUCUCGGGUGCUGUACAAACCGGUGGCCCAAAACUUUCCGCUGUUGGACGCCUUUUUCUUCAUGGAGUCAAAUCCGAAGACCAUGGUUGGGCUGCAGAUUACUACGGCAAGUGAGCACCACACCAUACCCAGCACCGUGAAUCUGUUCAAAGAAAAUAUGGCGAAAUAUUUUAAUGGUUGGGGUGAAUUUUCUCAAGGAUUGUCGUGGGAGAUUAUUUAUAUACAACACGCAGACAGCACGCCGAUGACUGGCUGGCAGAGAUGUGGUCCCGCCAAAACCGAUAAUUUGAGCGACGAUGAAAAAGAAAUUGUGGCGUUCUGGGAGAAGGAGGUACACCAGUACCAAGUUUCUGUAUCAUCCAGAGACUUUAGAAGAAAAGAAGCUCUCCCAAUUGUGGAAGAAGAACAAGAACAGGAAACAGAAUAG
Trypanosoma cruzi is the source of this 2835-nucleotide messenger RNA. Its product is annotated as retrotransposon hot spot (RHS) protein, putative. The record is from RefSeq and is a predicted model, not a curated record. Bases 1 to 2835 code for a protein of 944 amino acids. Lineage: Eukaryota; Euglenozoa; Kinetoplastea; Trypanosomatida; Trypanosomatidae. The transcript has a single exon.